Ipomoea triloba (trilobed morning glory) is the source of this 4050-nucleotide messenger RNA. RefSeq names its product DNA-directed RNA polymerase I subunit 2. Gene Ontology annotation, molecular function: DNA-directed RNA polymerase activity; DNA binding; ribonucleoside binding. Gene Ontology annotation, biological process: DNA-templated transcription. The transcript has 27 exons. The record is from RefSeq and is a predicted model, not a curated record. Gene Ontology annotation, cellular component: RNA polymerase I complex; nucleus. Lineage: Eukaryota; Viridiplantae; Streptophyta; Magnoliopsida; Solanales; Convolvulaceae. Bases 161 to 3709 code for a protein of 1182 amino acids.
UUUAGCAGUAUUUGCCAAUUUGGUUGAUCAGAGUCAGGACAAAAAAAGAAAAAGAAAAAGAAAAAGAACUUUUAUUUAAACCCUAGCUAAACCCUCGCCGUGUUUCAGAACCUUAGAGUUGUUUCAGAUUGUUCACCCUGAGAAAGAAAAUUGCAAAACGAUGGAAGAAAAAGUAGCAGGUGGUGGAGCGACGAAGCGGCCGCACUUGAUGAAGGAGAAAGACUACACGGCACUGAAAGAGUUGUACGCUCAUCAUAUAGAGUCGUUCGAUCACAUGGUGGACCAAGGACUUGAGACUAUGCUUAUGGCCAUCAAGCCCGUCGAGGUCUCUGAUCCCUUCUCCGGCCACAAGCUUAGAAUUUGGUUUGGGAAACCUGAAUUAUUCCCGCCUCAAAAGGAUCGUGGUUACAAGUCUGUACAGGAUGCUCUGUAUCCCUUUGAGUGUAGACAAGCAAAACUUUCAUACACAGGCAAGUUUAUGGUGGAUAUUUGCCUUCAGUACGAUGAUGGAGCUGUUGUAAGAGAAAAAUUUAAUUUCGGCCAGUUUCCAAUCAUGUUGAAGUCAAAGCUCUGCCAAUUGAGAAAUGUUCACAGCCCCAGAAAAUUAGCAUCUUGCAAGGAAGAUCCAUCAGAAAUGGGCGGGUACUUCAUUUUGAAUGGUCUUGAGCGAGUGGUUCGGCUUUUGAUAUUACCAAAACGAAACUAUCCAACGAGUAUGGUGCGGAAUUCAUUUCGUGAUAAGCGAGAAGGUUAUACUGAUAAAGCUAUUGCAAUAAGGUGUGUAAGAGAAGACCAAUCUGCAGUGACGGUGAGACUGUAUUAUCUUAGUAAUGGAAGUGCAAGACUUGGAUUCUGGAUACAAGGAAGGGAAUACUUGCUUCCUGCUGGUGUCAUAUUAAAGGCCCUUGUUGACACAACUGAUCGUGAUAUAUAUGUCAGUUUAACAUGUGUUUACAAUGAGAGAUAUGAUCGAGCAAAGGGAUCUGUUGGCACCCAGCUUGUUGGUGAAAGGGCAAAAAUUAUUCUGGAUGAAGUUCAGAGCCUUUCUCUUUUUACUCGGAGCCAGUGCCUCCAGCAUAUUGGAGAAUAUUUUCAACCUGUUAUGUCUGGGAUGGAAAAAGAAAGUUAUUCUGCUGUUGCUGAAGCUGUUCUUCGAAACUUCAUACUUGUCCAUUUGGAUAACAAUCAUGAUAAGUUUAAUCUGCUGAUCUUCAUGUUGCAGAAGCUUUUUUCUCUCAUAGAUCAGACUUCUGUUCCAGACAAUCCCGACUCCUUGCAAAAUCAAGAAAUUUUGCUGCCUGGUCACUUGAUAACAAUAUAUCUCAAGGAAAAGCUAGAAGAUUGGUUGGCAAGGACAAAACAGUCACUUAAAGAGCAAAUUGACAGCCAAAACACGAAGUUUCAAUUUAGCAGCUUGGCUGAUGUGAAGAAAAUUAUUGAGAGAAAUGGCCCGAGACAGAUAAGUACAGCUAUUGAGAAUAUGUUAAAGACUGGAAGAUUGGCGACCCAGUCUGGUCUUGAUUUGCAGCAGAGAGCUGGGAUGACAGUUAUGGCAGAAAGGUUAAAUUUUCUGCGUUUCCUUUCACAUUUUAGAGCUGUCCAUCGAGGUGCUGCCCUUGCUGGUCUUCGUACUACUAGUGUGCGGAAAUUGUUACCUGAAUCUUGGGGUUUCUUAUGUCCUGUUCAUACACCUGAUGGGGAGCCAUGUGGGUUGCUAAACCAUUUAGCUGCUGCUUGCCGUGUUACUUCAUAUUAUGAUGCCAAAGGAAACAUCAAAGAUUUCUUCAAAAUUAGAUUGUCCAUUUCAAGUGUGCUAACAAGUAUUGGUAUGACCCCAUCAUUGCCAAGGCUUGCCCAGGCAGGCCCUCCUGAAUUGCUAUCUGUUCUUCUAGAUGGUCGUGUUGUAGGAACUAUGCCAUUUGAUCUUGUUGAAAAAGCUGUUGCCCACUUGCGAAGAUUGAAACUGUCAGCAGUAUCAGCGAUUCCGGUUGAUUUGGAGGUGGGAUAUAUACCUCCGAGCAUGGGCGGGGGAUAUCCUGGCUUAUUUCUGUUCACAUGCCCUUCUAGAUUUGUCCGCCCAGUUAGAAACAUCUCUGUUUCUCCUCAAGAUGGCAAUGAAAUUGAACUCAUUGGACCCUUCGAACAGGUGUAUAUGGAGAUAAGCUGUCCAGAUGGCAGAGAUGGAGGAAGAAGAAAUUUAUUUCCUGCCACUCAUGAGGAAAUCCAUCCAACAAAUAUGUUGAGUGUUGUUGGUAAUUUGACACCUUGGUCUGAUCAUAAUCAGAGUCCACGUAAUAUGUAUCAGUGUCAGAUGGGGAAACAAACCAUGGGUUUCUCUUCACAAGCAAUAAACUGUCGUGCUGAUCAAAAGCUCUACCACCUUCAGACCCCGCAGACUCCCAUUGUACGUACUAGAGCAUAUGAAAAAUACUGCAUUGAUGACUAUCCUUUAGGAACAAAUGCAAUUGUAGCUGUUCUGGCUUAUUCUGGAUAUGACAUGGAGGAUGCUAUGGUCUUAAAUAAAUCAUCUGUUGACCGUGGGAUGUGCCAUGGGCACGUAUACCAGACAGAAACAAUUGAUUUAGCUGAACAGAGUGUCAAGUCAGAUCGUUCUCAGAAAAUGUUUAGGAGAAGCAAUCUUGAGAAGUCAUCUCAUCACCUGAUUGAUUCUGAUGGACUUCCAUAUGUUGGCCAGAGGAUAAAUCCUAAUGAGCCAUAUUAUAGCGUCUACAAUGAGAUAACAAGUGAAACCAAAAGCAUCAAAUUGAAGGGGUCAGAAUCUGUUGUUGUUGACUAUGUUGCUGUUGAUACUAAAACCAAAAAUAAUAUUCAAAAGGCAAACAUACGGUUGCGGCGUACUAGGAAUCCUAUAAUUGGAGACAAAUUUAGCAGUAGGCAUGGGCAAAAGGGGGUUUGUUCUCAACUCUGGCAAGAUAUUGAUAUGCCUUUCUCAAGUGUUACAGGAAUGAGGCCAGAUCUAAUCAUUAAUCCUCAUGCAUUCCCUUCAAGGAUGACUAUUGCAAUGCUUUUGGAAUCAAUUGCUGCUAAGGGAGGAGCUUUACGUGGGAAUUUUGUUGAUGCAACGCCAUUUUAUAACUCAGUUAAAAGAGAAAGCAAAUCUGGAUCUGAUUCACUCGUUGAUGAACUUGGUUCUUUGUUGAAAGCUCAUGGGUUCAAUUACCAUGGUGUAGAGGUACUGUAUAGUGGAGUUUAUGGGACAGAGCUGACAUGUGAAAUAUUUAUUGGGCCUGUUUAUUAUCAAAGGCUUCGGCACAUGGUUUCGGAUAAGUUUCAGGUGCGGUCUACUGGAACAGUGGACCAAAUCACCCGACAGCCAAUUAAAGGAAGAAAACGUGGUGGAGGUAUCCGGUUCGGAGAAAUGGAGCGAGACUCCCUUUUGGCACACGGGGCAGCAUAUUUGUUACACGAUAGACUUCAUACAAGUUCAGAUCACCAUAUUGCAGAUGUUUGUUCAAUUUGUGGAAGCAUUCUCACAUCAUCACUCAUCCAGCCACCAAAACGGGAAAUGCGUCAUAUAGCUGGGCUACCACCUGCCAGAGAUCCCAAGAAGGUUGUAUGUGUUGCUUGCAAAACGAGUAAAGGUAUGGAGACAGUCUCAAUGCCAUAUGUGUUUAAGUAUUUGGCAGCAGAAUUAGCAGCCAUGAACAUAAAGAUGAACCUCCAGAUGAGUAACGGGUCAGGAGCUUGAUACUUAAUACCCCGUUGGUGGUACUCACCGAGUAACAAACAAAGCAGCAACCUGCUAUAUUCUAUACCACAAAUGCCAAAGGUGUUGGUAUUUACAAUUUUGUUAUGAGUUUUAUUAUGCGGACUCCUAAGUUCUACUCUAGUGACGUCGUAAGCAUGGAUAAGAUAUUUUCAUUUAGUGGGUUCAGGUUCAUUUAGUGGGUUCAAGUAAAGUUGACUAUAUCAAACAUUUGAGAUUAUGGAGUAAAUUUGGGCAAAUUAUACCGUGCACCACGGUGCACAUAGCAAUGUGCACCACGUACCUAAACGACGUCAUUUUGAGCAUUGUAAACUAAUUUUCCA